GGUGAAGUCGCAAACAGGGGACGAGUGCAUCAUUUCUUAUCCGCGUGGACGUUCUUAUUCGUAUUGAGACUUUUAAUAAUUGAACAAUCGUUCCGUUUAUAUGGAGUCGCGAGGGAAUGGCUGUGGGACAUGUCAGGGGCUCAUGUAAUUCAGAGCUGCAUUCGAGCCAAUUCGGUUUGCUGGUCGUGAACAGACUUGCAUUGCAUAGUCAACGUAUGUUCGUUUAGUCCUCUAUCUCACAGUCCCAGUAAGCUUACCAGUCGCGGGCCAUUCGCGCUCAGAUCCCUGCUGAACCUCACCAAACACGAAACGGUUGUUUAGUUCGGAACGGGAUCUAGGUACACUAUUGCUGUAAAAGCAUAAUGGUCGCUCCCAGCGACGCCAAGCCUGCGGGCAAGGAUGAGGAGAAGAAGGGCGCCAAGGGCAAGAAGGACGAGGAGAAGGAGCCUGAGCUGAGCGAGGAGGAACUUGCGCUGAAAACUAAUCUUGACAUGAUGGUGGAGCGGCUAUCGGACCCGGACGCUGGAGUGGUGAAGCUCGCCCUAGCCAGCAUGAUAGCGGAAAUCCGGUCCGCGACUGCGUCCAUGACCAGUGUGCCCAAGCCGCUGAAGUUCCUCCGAGCCCACUUCGACGCGCUGAAGGCGCGGUUUGACGCCAUGCCCGUGGCGCAGUCGGAAAACCGUGCCUCGCUUGCCGAUGUCAUCUCCAUCCUUGCCACCACCAAGGAGCUCACCCGCGAAGUGCUCAAGUACCGCCUGGCGGGAUCCCCGUCGGACCUGGACAUCUGGGGCCACGAGUAUAUCCGCCACCUGUCGGGCGAGAUUGCGGAGGAGUUCCGCGUGCGGCGCGAGGCCGACUCCUCCGCUUCUGUGGACGACCUCAUGGCUCUGGUCAAACAGAUUGUGCCGUAUCACAUGACGCACAAUGCGGAGCCCGAGGCCGUGGACCUGCUGCUGGAGGUGGAGUCUCUGGACCUGCUUGAGGCGCACGUGGACGAGAAGAACUUCGGCCGCACCUGCCUCUACCUCACCUCCUGCUGUGCCUACCUGCCGGAGCCCGACGACGCCGCAGUGCUGCGGCUGGCGCUGCGCAUCUACCGCGCCCAGGGCAAGCACCACGACGCGCUGCGUGUGGCUCUGCGGCUCAACAGCCGCGAGGACGUGGAGGCGGUGUUCGCGGGCUGUGCGGAGCCGCUGGCCAAGAAGCAGCUGGCCUACCUGCUGGCCAGGCACGGCUUCGCGCUGAACCUGGAGGAGGGGUCGGCGGCGGUGGAGGACGACGACCUGCGGGAGUCGCUGCGCGAGAUCAUCUCCAACUCCAAGCUGAGCGAGCACUACCUGGCGCUGGCCCGCGACCUGGACGUGGUGGAGGCCAAGACGCCCGAGGACGUGUACAAGACACACCUCACCGAGGGCCGCGCGCCCGCCGGCGCCGCCGCCGUGGACUCGGCGCGCGCCAACCUGGCCGCCACCUUUGUGAACGCCUUUGUGAAUGCCGGCUUUGGACAGGACAAGCUGGUCACGGUGUCGGGCGGCGACGCGGGCUCCAGUGGCGAGUCGGUGCACUGGAUCUUCAAGAACAAGGACCACGGCAAGAUGAGCGCCACCGCCAGCCUGGGCCUGGUGACGCUGUGGGACGUGGAGGGCGGGCUGCCGCAGAUCGACAAGUACUUGUACAGCAGCGACAACUACGUAGUGGCCGGCGCGCUGCUGGCCAUCGGCGUGGUGAACGCCUGUGUCCAGAACGAGAACGACCCGGCCUUCGCGCUCAUCAGCGACUACGUGUCCAACGAGGACAUCAACAUACGGACAGGCGCUAUCCUGGGUCUGGGCCUGGCGUACGCGGGCACGGGCCGCGAGGAGGUGUGCGAGCUGCUCAGCCCGCUGGUGGUGGACACGGAGGUGGCGGUGGAGGUGUCGGCGUUCGCGGCUCUGGCCCUGGGCCUGGUGUUUGUGAGCACGGGGCGCGAGGACGUGGUCAUGUCCAUACUGCAGGCGCUCAUGUCGCGCUCCGACGUGGAGCUGGCCACGCCCUACGCCAAGCUGCUGUGCCUGGCGCUGGGGCAGCUGUUCCUGGGGCGCCAGGAGCUGGCGGAGGCAACCACCGAGGUGGCCAGGACUCUGUCUGACCGCAUCAGCCAGUUCGCGGUGGUCACACUGGACAGCUGCGCAUACGCCGGCACCGGCAACGUGCUCAAGAUCCAAGGUCUGCUGGCCAUGUGCGGCGAGCACAUCACCGCCGAGGAGGGGGCCACACACCAGACGUCCCACCAGGGCGCAGCGGUGCUGGGCCUGGCGCUGAUCGCGAUGGCCGAGCCGCUGGGCGGGCAGAUGGCGGGGCGGCUGCUGGAGCACCUGCUGCAGUACGGCGACCCGACCGUGCGGCGCGCUGUGCCCCUGGCCAUUGGGCUGCUGCACACCGGCAACCCGGACGUGCUGGUGAUGGACACGCUCAGCCGGCUCAGCCACGACCAGGACGCCGAGACCGCCAACAACGCCAUCGUGGGACUGGGCUUCCUGGGCGCGGGCACCAACAACGCCCGCCUGGCGGGUCUGCUGCGCGGCCUGGCGUCCUACUACUACAAGGAGCCCACGGCGCUGUUCCUGGUGCGGCUGAGCCAGGGCCUGGUGCACAUGGGCAAGGGCCUGCUCACCAUCAACCCCUACCACACAGACCGCCAGCUGUGCAGCGGCGUGGCGCUGGCGGGCGUGCUGUCCGUGCUGUUCCCCUGCCUGGACCUCAAGGCCACCAUCGGCGGCAAGCACCACUACCUGCUCUACUGCCUGGCGGCCGCCGCCAAGCCGCGCAUGCUGCUGACGCUGGACCCCGAGGGCCGCCCGCUGCCGGUGCCCUGCCGCGUGGGCACAGCGGUGGACGUGGUGGCGCAGGCCGGCAGGCCUAAGACCAUCACCGGCUUCCAGACGCACACCACGCCUGUGCUGCUGGGCGCGGGCGAGCGCGCGGAGCUGGCCACGGAGGAGUGGCUGCCGCUGAGCCCGGUGCUGGAGGGCGUGGUGCUGUGCGCCAAGAACCCGGACUACGUGGAGAUGGAGGAGGGCAAAUAGAGGGGCGGGAGGGGGAAGUUGGGUGUUGCGUGCGUGUGUUUGUGUUUGCCAGUGUGUGUGUGUGUGGAGGGUAUGAUACAGGCUACCAAGGGAAACGAAGGAGGAGCUGGAGGAGGAGGCAGAGGAGGAUUGGGCGGCGGCGGAGGAGGAGGAGUGGUGUGUGUAGGAAUAGCUGCAAGGCAGGAGCAAGGGACUAGGAGGAGCGGUAGGGCUAGUUACACAGGAUGGCCGCAGGUGCGGAGUUGAGGCGCCGUAUGCCAUUGACUAGUGUCGCGGGACAAAUGCGUACGUAGACCAGAGCGGAAGGCGGAGUGGGGCCAUGUUGGGGCGCCGCGUCAUGUGAGUGUAGGGGCGCUGUGCUCCUGGUGGACGUACCUGGGGCGCCCACAAGGUAACGGAGCGAGUGUCGCAUGGGAUAGGACGCGCGACAUGGCGCACAGCGCAGGCACACACAUCGGGACUACGCUUUCCUGCCCCUUGCCAUGUUCCAUCACGAGCGCAGGCACACACAUAGGCAGGCGAAGGCGGACGAGGAGGGGGGCCCAGCCGCCCCGCGAUUGGGGCUAGCGCUGUGUUGAGCUCAUGCAUGCGGAGUGUAGUCGCGGUCGCGCGCUGGAAUGAGCUGGGCGCAUCCAGUUGUGAAGCAGUAUACUGCUCAUAUGCGGCCUUGGUCCUCGUCUCCCACGUGACACCAGACAAGCGCCGACUUUGUCACGCGCGUGGCCUGAACGAAACUU
This is a messenger RNA of Chlamydomonas reinhardtii, 3802 nucleotides long. RefSeq lists its product as uncharacterized. The transcript is spliced from 17 exons. The coding region runs from base 363 to 3065 and encodes 900 amino acids. Gene Ontology annotation, cellular component: proteasome complex; proteasome regulatory particle, base subcomplex; proteasome storage granule. The record is from RefSeq and is a predicted model, not a curated record. NCBI's taxonomy places the organism in Eukaryota, Viridiplantae, Chlorophyta, Chlorophyceae, Chlamydomonadales, Chlamydomonadaceae. Gene Ontology annotation, molecular function: enzyme regulator activity. Gene Ontology annotation, biological process: proteasome-mediated ubiquitin-dependent protein catabolic process; regulation of protein catabolic process.